UUGAGAUACAUACCAUAAUGUUCACCCUUUUAAAGUAUACAAUUCAGUGGUUUUUAAUAUAUUCAUAGUUCUGACUCAGCAGCACUACCUGUUUUGGGAACAUUUUGAUCACCCCAUAAAGAAAGCCCAUACCCAUCAGCAGUAACUACCCAUGCUGCUCCAACUCCCACCCUCCUCAUCCCAGCAACCACUCAUUUUUUUGUCUCUGUGGAUUUGCCUGUUCUGGACAGUUCAUAUAAAUAGAAUAAUAUAGUAUGUGGCUUCUUGUGCCUGGCUUCUUGCACUGAGCAUAAUGAUUUUGAGGUUCAUCCACAUUGUGGCAUGUGUCAAUACUUCAUUUCUUUUUUUGCCAAAUAAUAUUCCACAUUUUAUUUACCCAGUCAUUAACUGAUGGACAUUUGGGCUAUUUCUACAUUUUGGCUGUUAUAAAUAGUGCAGCUAUGAAAUUUAAAAUUUGUAUAUAAGUUUUCACGUGGAUAUACAUUUCCACUUCUCUUGAUUACAUAGCUAGGAGUGAGUGGAAGAAUAUCGUUUUCUGUAGAUACUCUGUCAGACUAAGGAGUUUGCAUCUAUUUCUAGUAUGAUAAAAGCCUGCCUGCCUUCCCACUUUCCUUUAUUCCCCUUCUUUCCUUCUUUCUUCUUUAAACAUUAAGAUAAUCAUAUAAUGUUUGAAUUUUAUCCUUAAAUCAACCAGGUUUCUUGAAUAAACCCAAUGUAGUCAUGACGCUUUAUCCUAUUUAUAUGUGGUUUGUUUGAUUUGCUAAUAUUCUAGUUUCUUUUGAAUCUAUACUCAUUAGUUAGGCUGAUCUAUAAUUUUCUGUUCUUAUAAUGUCCUUGACAGGUUAUAAAAGUUAUGCUGGCCUUAACAAAUUGUUUGAUAGAAUUUGUUAAUAAAUAGGCCUAUGGUAUUCUUUGUGGGAGAGUUUGAAAUUAUGAAUUUGAUUUAAUAGUUAUAGGUAAUUCAGAUUUUCUACUUCUUCUGAUAGUUUUAUUAAGUUAUAUUUUUCUAGAAAUUCUCUCUAUCAUCUAAAUUAUGUCAUAAAGUUGUUCAUAAUAUGCUCUUAUUUUCUUUUAAAUGUUUUCAGAAUCUGUAAUGAGCAAUUAUUCUAGUCCUCAUCCCGGUAACCUGUGCUUUCUCUCUUCUCUUCCUAUUUUACUAUUUGCUUCCAAUUUUACUAUUUGCUUCCAAUUUUACUAUUUUUAAUUUAUUUUUUAAAAAACCCACAACUUUCUCUCUUCUCUUCCUAUUUGACUAUUUGCUUCCAAUUUUACUAUUUUUAAUUUAUUUUUUAAAAAACCCACAACUUUUAGCAUUGUUGAUCUUGUCCACUGCGAAAUUGUUUUCAUUGAUAAUUUUGCUCUUUAAUAUUUCUGGCAAACACCCUCAGGGCAAAAAGCUGAUCACAGGCCUCUCAGAUUUGGGCCCAGUGAGACAUCAUUGAUGAUCUUAAGAUGUUUAUAGUGAUUCAGCUUUUUUAGUUGUCUUUGAUGGGGAGGUUUGUAGAAUCACCCAAUCUAUAAGUAUUAGAUAUAGAAAACCAAAAAUGUUAAUGGUCCACUUUAAAAAUAUAUGGCACCUACAUAUAUUUCCUAUUCAAAAAUAUGAAAUAAUUUAAAAACUAAAGUGGUAGGAGAACGGGCAUUUUAUAUGUUUCUGGUUGGAGUAUACAUCUCUAGAAUCUUUUUGAAAGUGACCCAGAAACACGCAUCAAAACUCAAAAAGGGGAAACAACCCAAAUGUCCAAUGAUAAGUGAAUGGUUGAAUAUGUCACAGAAAAUUUAUACAUCAGUACUCCACUUAAAUGUUAAUAUUGCUUUGAGAGGAUGAAUUCAAAAAAAGCAAAUGAAGCAACUGUCAUACUUCAGUGUGAAUUAGCUGAAAAAACGUUUGACUAUGGCAAUGAGGUGGUGACACAGAACUGGCCAGAGGCAAGGUAGGACUCCCAAUUCUGAGAGAGGCCUCACUUAAAAUUUCCAAAAUUUAGCUUUAUCUGGGUGUUAUCUACAAAAUUGUCAUAUGGAAAGCAAGUACACCCUUAAAAGAAAAACUAACUCUCUGUUGCUCUACACCACAGACGUGAAGAUACUGAAAAGGUGACCUUACUCAAACACAUUCUGGAGCUCUACACCACAGACGUGAAGAUACUGAAAAGGUGACCUUACUCAAACAUGUUCCGGAGCUGGAACCCACAUUAGCCACCCUUGUGGCCUGGGCACUGAGGGACCUGCUCACAUCCUGUUUGGUGAAUAACACUAAACUUUGCAGAGCAGCUGUUAGAGCCAAGUUUCGAGAUAUAGUUAUGCUGGGCAUUGUACAGUGUUUUUCAUUUUUGUAAAAAUUUACACAAUAUCUAGUAUGUUUUUAGAUAGCUAGCUCUGUCCUUCAUGGUAUUUUCAAUAUUCACUAACCUUGCCUGGUAGAGUAUGGGGGUUAAAAUUAGCACAGAAAUUUAAAGCAGGUUUUAUUGGUACAUAGAACAAAUUAUACAUAGAAGUGGUAUUUUUUCCAUGUCCUAUUGUCUUUGAUUCAGCUUGUACAAAAUAAUUGUUUUCUGUUAAUUGUAUGCUACUCUGUGAUUACAGAUUAAUAAUAAUAGUAAUAAAAAAGAUCGCUAUAAUAAUAAAGGGGUAGAGAACUCUAAUACCAGUAUUUUCCAUUCACUACUGUUGUUAAAAUAGUUUGUGCAGAAGGAUUCAUAUAACAGUACAUUAAACCACAAAAUUUUAGGGCAGAGACAUCAGAAACUGUACAAUCUAGUUCUCUGUCACUUUGUCAAUCUUGGCAUGGUAAUUAAUGCUACUCCUCUAUACUGCUACUUGUUACUUCUUCUAGUGAUUGUUUAAAUUCUCUUUAAAAAGUUAUCAGUUUUCUGAUGUGGGUAUUAAAAACCUUUAAACAUAAAAAUGGAGAAUUACACAGUAAAUUUUCCUCAUAAUUCGAUCAGCAAGAUAAUCACUAUUAACAGUUUGUUGUUUAUUCCUUCCAACGUUCUCUAGAAAGAUGCUAAAUUGUAUAUAUUAAAAGAAGGUAAUAGCACAUGUACUGUUUUGAAAUUUCUUAUUUCUUCUUGGUAUAUUGUGGACAACUCUGUAUGCCUGUAUACUUCAAUCUCUCUCCAUAGUUUUUAAUUAUUUUUAGAAAUUUGAGUGGCCCAUGAACUUAGUCCAUCAUCUUGAUUUGAUCCCUCCAGGUCAUUUUAAGAUUUAGGGAAAAAAUAUCUAGCUCUUCUCUGUCAAAUAUUUUGGAUCCCUGAGGUAGAAGAAUAAGAUUUUAAUAUAUGUGCUACUGAAAUGUGCACUAGAAUAAUAUGAAUUUAAAAAAUAGGUAUUAUGUAAUUACCUACUCUAUAACUGGCACAUUAUAUAUGUUAUUCAUUUUAUUUGCACGAAAAUAAGGUAACUAUUACCAUCUCCAUUGCACAAAAGAAUAAACUUUAGUCAGAAACAGCAGUAACUCACUCAAGGUCACCUGCAAGCAGUGCUAUGUGCCUGCAAUCCUGACCUGUCUCUGACCUCCUCACUUGCAGAUAAAAGACACUGAGGCUAAAGUACAUAAACAGUUUAACAGAGUAACCAUAAUCAGAAACAUCACAGCUCUCUUGAACACUUUCUUGUUAUUGCUUCAAGUUUGGAAGUUACAUAAUUUCAAUGACAUUAAUAUGUAACAGCUUUUUGUUUUGUUAACAAAACUGCAUGUGAGAUGGGGGUGGGCAGACAGAGAGAUGAUGAGAGAUGCAUUAUCCCAACUAAAGGCAUCCCAGGAAUGCAGUUCUAACUUGGCAACAAUGGCAUCUCUGUAAUCUGAUAAAACUCAAAUGGUAUCACACAGGCUAGUUUAAAGGUCGAGAAUUUUUUAUGCAAAUAGUCUACGAAAACCACAGAUUUCUUAAUCAAGCUCCAUUUUCAUGCUUCUGCCUUCUCAGCCUACAGACUAAUGUUUUUUUCCGCCUGCUGCUGCUUUCCAUUUUUCUUGUGAUUUAGAAAAAAUAUUUCCCUUGGUAACCAUUUUCCCUGGUUACUCCCUUGGCUGAUUUUCUGCACAAAGAACUGAAAGGCAUUUAUUCCCAAGAGAAGCAGUUAUUUUAGAUUUUACUAAGAAGUCAGUUAUCAUUUUUCACCAUUCCCUUCUGUUCUUUGUUUUAAAGAAAGCUGAUUUUUGUUUCAUUUUCAGCUGGAGACUUAAAUGACACCAAGCAAAGCCUACUUAGUUUAGAUUUCCAGGAACUGGAUGGUGAAAAAGCAAGCAUGAAGUUUGCAGGUCUAUUCUGUAUUUUUCUGCUUAUCAUUUUCCAAACUGACUUUGGACAAAAUGAAACAAUUCCUAGGAAGCAAAAAAGGAAGAUGUAUUACAGAAGAUUGAAGAAAAGUUCUUUGCCAAACCACAGAUCCAGUAGACAGCCUGGAAUGCAGCAGACAACAAUGGGGACACCAACAGCAACAUUUCCCAUGGUUAGCUUGGAUUACAGCAUGGAGGAGAAGUCUGAAUCCUUUAUAAGGUUUCUUGGAGUAGAAACAAGCUAUAAUGUGCUGCCAGGAAAGAAAGGACACUGUUUGGUGAAUGGGAUAACCAUGUACAACAAAGCUGUAUGGUCUCCUGAGCCCUGCACUACCUGCCUCUGCUCAAAUGGAAGAGUGCUUUGUGAUGAAACCAUGUGCCACCCUCAGAUGUGCCCCCAAACAGUUACACCUGCAGGAGAAUGCUGCCCGGUCUGCUCUGAUACCGCCUCCUAUUCACUACUCAGUGGUACAACAUUAAAUGACAAAACGGAAUUUUCUGGUGAUUCUUCAGAACAAAGAGAACCUACUCAUUUACUUCAGAAGCAAUUGCCACCUCCUCAGGUGGAAAUGGAUCAAGCAUUGAAAAAAGAGGGACUUGAAUUUGAGGAGGAUGAAGACAUUAAAGAAAAUGAAGACAGGGAGCAAAAGAAAAAGAUCCAUGGACCUGGGGAUGCAGGAAGACUUCCCAGUGAGGGACAGAGCAGAGAAGAGGAAGAUCAGAGCCCUGGGGAGGAGGUGAAGCAGGCCCAUCAACACAGAAACCCAGCAAGGGAGGAGGAAGACAAAGACGAGGAUGAGACCAUCAGAGGAGACGUGUUCAGGAUGCCCUCUCAACUCCCAGUUCCUGCUCCUCCCAGAGGCAUGCCUCCUCUGCCAAGCAGGUGCUCUCUGUCCUACAGGACCAUCAGCUGCAUCAGUGCUGACCUCUCACAGAUACCACCACUAACAGCACCAGAGAUAACAAGUCUGGAGCUCAUUGGCAAUUCCAUCACCUCCAUUCCGGAUGAAGCAUUUAAUGGAUUACCGAAUUUGGAAAGGCUUGAUCUGAGCAACAAUAAUAUCACCUCUUCAGGCAUAGGUCCAAAAGCAUUCAAGCUUCUGAAGAAGUUAAUGCAUCUGAAUAUGGAUGGAAACACUUUGGUAGAGAUUCCUUCAGAACUACCAUCUACAUUAGAAGAACUUAAAAUCAAUGAGAACAAUCUUCAGGCUAUUGAUGAAGAAAGUUUAUCAGACUUAAGUCAAUUGGUCACCUUAGAAUUGGAAGGAAAUGAUCUCAGUGAAACCAAUGUCAAUCCUUUGGCUUUUCAACCUUUGAAGAGCCUAUCCUACCUGCGUCUAGGAAGAAAUAAAUUUAGAAUUAUACCACAGGGUCUUCCUGCUUCUAUUGAGGAAUUGUACCUAGAAAACAAUCAAAUUGAAGAAAUAACUGAAAUUUGUUUCAAUCAUACCAGAAAUAUCAAUGUCAUUGUACUAUGUUAUAACAAAAUUGAAGAAAACAGGAUUGCUCCUUUAGCCUGGAUAAAUCAAGAAAAUCUAGAAUCAAUCGACCUCUCCUACAACAAGCUCUAUCAGGUCCCCUCCUACCUCCCCAAGUCACUACUGCACCUUGUGCUCCUCGGGAACAGGAUUGAGCGCAUUCCUGGCUACGUGUUUGGCCACAUGAAGCCAGGCCUGGAAUACCUGUAUCUGUCAUUUAACAAACUCUCCGAUGAUAGUGUGGACCGAGUCUCCUUCUAUGGGGCUUAUCAUUCUCUGAGAGAGCUGUUUCUGGAUCACAAUGACUUAAAAUCUAUACCACCUGGGAUACAAGAAAUGAAAGCACUGCAUUUUCUGAGGUUGAACAACAACAAGAUACGGAAUAUUCUUCCAGAACAAAUUUGCAAUCCGGAAGAAGAUGGUGAUUCAACACUGGAACACCUUCAUCUUGAAAAUAAUUAUAUUAAAACAAGAGAAAUAUCAUCCUAUGCAUUUUCAUGCAUAAGAUCAUAUUCAAGUAUUGUUCUUAAACCACAGGGUAUCAAGUAAUUCCACUUUUUCCUUUGUCAUUUAUAAACUGUACUCAUAUAUUUGUUGUAGUAACAUUUGUCAUCAAUAAGAGAGACUGCAUAUCAUGUUAUACUCAGUAUCAUUAUGCUAGUUUAUCUGAUUCACCAAUCACAGAUGAACAACCAAAAAUAUAUCCAGAAGGUUUCGUCUUCUAGCACUUUAAUGAAGUUUCAUUUUCACACUCUAGAAAGAAGCCAUCUCUUGGCAAAGUUUUUCUCAUGGGACUAGGAUAUUAUGCACUGCUGGGCUAGACAGGGAGAAUCUGUAACAAAAUAAGCAUGUCUUUUACAAUAUAUAGGCCUGUGAGUACUGCUAUUAGCUGGAAAAUCCCCAAGUCCAUUUAAAAAUUAUGUAUGUUAUGGUUCAAGACCAAGAAGUGAAGGGCAGUAAAGAACAACAGGUAGAAUUUAUGAAUAAGUGUUCUGUUUAUUAUUCUACAGUUAAAACAAAAAUUUAUUUUCUUUAAGACCUUAUGCUACAAUCAUUGGUAUAAAUACACUUAAUUAUUGGGGUCGGCGUUAUUUAGUUCCUUAUUAAUUACAUCUGUGAAAUUAAAAUACUAUUGUAAUGUUAAUUUCCUGGUUUUGAGAAUUGUUCUAUGGUUAUUUAUAUGGUUAUAAACAUUAGGGGAAGCUGGGAGAAGGGUAUAUGUGAAUUCCAUACUAUUUUUUAAACUUUUCUGUAAGUCCAAAAAGUGUUAGAAUAUAUUAGGAUCACCCUUGUUAUACUUUACUCGAGAUCAAAAGAUUUUAUGGAAAGCAGUGGAGCUUGUUUAAUAUAUAAGUUAAUUAUCCUUAACUGUACCCUUGUAAAUGUAAACCUAAUGAAUUUUUGAAAAAUUUUAGCACCUAUCAUAUUUACCCUAAUUUGCUCAAGUGUAUCCUUUUCCUCAGUUCAAUUUAACAUAAAGCUAUUAGUAUUUACUAUAUAGUAGACCCUACCAAAACCACAUAUUAAAAUUUUCAUUAUGUAAUGAUCUUUCAUAUUUCUAAAAUAAUUUAUAAAAGAUACAUAUAAAAAUUAUGUUGACUUCUCUUGUUACUAUCAGUUUUGUGUCUUGCAAAACGCCAGGAACUUGGGCAGAUUAUUUUACUUUUUGAAGUUCAGCUAUUUAAUCUUUUAAUAGUUCUCUCACUACCCUCAAAACCUUCCAGCCCUACCUCAUAGGGCUGUUAUGAGAACUGGAGAAGAAUAAAAAGCAUCUGGGAAAUGCAGUAUGCAUGAGUAUAUUUACUAUUACCAAACUCUCAUAUAAAAUUGAGAGCAGCCAGCAUGUUCAACCAAAGAUGACUAUUUCCUGGUUCCUCAGAAAGCACCCCUCUCUUCAGUGUGUGUGCCACCACCCUGGCAACAGAUAAAUCUGGUACUAUGAAUUAGAUCUGUAUUGAUUAUUUCUUUGCAUAUGGGGCGUUGCAUGGUAAACAGCUAGGAGAUAUACCUGCUGUAUCUUGUUUCCCACCAAAGACUGUGAAACUUAGAAUAGAGACAAUUCAUUUCUUGGAUCUCUGUAUUCUGUGGGCAAAGUAGGAGCUAAAAUGACUGUUGAUCCCCUUAAUUUAAUCUGGAUCAGCUCAUAAGUUAUCCAAAGUUGAUAUUGACAAUAAUCCUAAACAAAACAAAAAAGGAUCUGCAAAUUUAAGGAUUUACAUAGGAAAAGUGAAAAACUGAACUGAAAAACAUUUAUAUAGUCAUAAAAUUAAUAAGAAAUAAUUUCUUAUUAAUAUUUCCUAAUAUGGACAUCAGAAAGCACAGAGCAUUUUUUAUAAACAAUAAAGUCAUGGUUUGACAACUGGUAAUACUUAGGAAUCAACUGACUGUUCUGCAUAAUAGCAACAUUGACUAUGUUUUCCAAAGCCAUUAUUUAAACAUACCAUGAAUUACUAGUUUCAUAGAUGCUGACAUAAAAGAAUAAAAUACUCAAAUUCUGCUGUUUAAGUAAAACCUCAAAGGGUGGGGUAAAACCUAUGAUAUUUAUUCCAAUACUUUCCCUUAUUUAGAAAACAGAAUAUUUCCUCAUAGAAGUAUUUACAGAUUAAUAAUGACAACUAUUUAUCUGUCCACAGUUGAAUGUGAAUUCAGAUCCUUGGUCAGCUGAAAGUUCAAAAAUAUUAAAAGUACUCAUGAAAAUAGUGAGAAGUUUCUGGCCAUCUCUAACUUAUGCCAAAUGACUCCGGGGGCCCUUAUGCCCUAGAAGUCUAUGAAACAUGAGGCCCAUCUCUUGUAGCUAAACAAGAACGAGUAUCGUAGUUCUGAACUGGAGUCCUUCUUAGUUGUGGACUUGGCCAAGUUAGACUCUGAUUUCUAGUUUCUCAACCAUGAAACUGGGGGGAACAACAUCUAUCCCCCAGGGCUGCUGGGAUGGUUAAAUGAGGCGAUGUCCACUACAUUGCCAGGCACAGGGUUAAUGUCAGAUAAAGUGAGUAUCCACUCCUUCAUGGACAGGCCCUGGGAAACCACAGGCAGGAAGGUUCAGUGACUUGCUCAAGGCUGCCAAGCCUCUUAAUAUGGUAGAUAUUAAUUAUUCAAGGAAAUUAAUUCCUUAGAUUAUGAAAUACAGUGAGAAAAUGAGUGGGCCUAUUACACUAUGACAGGGAUCAACAAAUACUCUCCAUAGAGGGCCAGGCUGCAGUGGGACCCUGCAGCCAUGUCAGCGGUCCUCCCAAUUUUGGCUGCCUUUCCUCUGUGUCACUGCAUGCUCAUAUCCAUGGCACAGAGCAGAGUAAAUUUAGAGCAGAAUGUGCUCGAGUAGUGGCUCCAUAAACGCAGAGUGAAACUGGGACUCAGAGUCUAAACUAUUUCUUGUUAUAGACAUGGGAGUAGUUCAGAAGCAGAUUUUUUUAAAAUCCUGAUUAUUGAAAAGAAAAAUAAGUCUGACAUAUAAGUGUAAUUACUUAUAAAUCAUAAUUAUAAAUCAUAAUUAAAAUGGCCAAUCAAACUGGAAGAGUAUCUGAUCAAUAAACCUGUCCUGCAGAUAGAUUUCUAUUUCUGAGAUAACCCACACGUAGGUGUACAGGGAUAGAGUAAGAGUCGGUGUGAAAGCCUCGGCCUUCCUAUCUGUAGCUGAGUGCAGCGUGCUCUGGGUAGACGGUUCUCCUAGGGAGUAUAAUUAUUUCAUUACUACCCUGUGAACACCAGCUCUGAUUGAACCUAAUUGAACAGAUCCAGAGGCAUUUGUAAAAGAUUUUCAGAGAAACUAAAAAUCUAUCAUAAACAAUGUAGUCCUAUGUUAUCACACGUUUGAUCCUAUGUGUCUUAAACAACACUUCAGCAUAUUCUAACCUAUUACUCAGGUCUCUGCUUCAAAGUGCUGAAAAGGAACUGUUAAGACUGUAAGCCAUGCUGAAAUACAUUCGGUUACACAGUUAUCUGCAAAGAAAUGAAUGCUUCCAACCAGUAAAUAGAGCUUAGUGAUCAAACAACGAAAAAAAUAAAGGCGUGACUCUUUCUUCUUUGAAGUUAUGUUUCUCUUUCUACAUGAACAUGGAUAAAAUAAAAACUUACAGUCUAGCAUAUUUUUUCCUUUGCACAAAAUGUGAAGAAUGUGAGUCCACACAAGAGAAAGCAGAUUGUAUUAAAAAUAACAUGUGAUUGCACUAAACACAUAUUAGUUUGGAAAAGAAAAGAAAUACAUCAUGUUAUUAAAAUGUCACUGUGUGUUUCUAAGUAACAGACUCUCUGUGGUCGAAUAAACUUACACUAAACUAUC
Messenger RNA from Pteropus alecto (black flying fox), 10030 nucleotides. RefSeq names its product extracellular matrix protein 2 (gene ECM2). NCBI's taxonomy places the organism in Eukaryota, Metazoa, Chordata, Mammalia, Chiroptera, Pteropodidae. Gene Ontology annotation, cellular component: extracellular matrix. The coding region runs from base 4246 to 6303 and encodes 685 amino acids. Gene Ontology annotation, biological process: extracellular matrix organization; positive regulation of cell-substrate adhesion. The transcript is spliced from 10 exons. Gene Ontology annotation, molecular function: protein binding; collagen V binding; heparin binding. The record is from RefSeq and is a predicted model, not a curated record.